Messenger RNA from Pipistrellus nathusii (Nathusius's pipistrelle), 1518 nucleotides. The record is from the annotation of a GenBank genome assembly. NCBI's taxonomy places the organism in Eukaryota, Metazoa, Chordata, Mammalia, Chiroptera, Vespertilionidae.
AUGGCCCUGGGCCCUGCCCUGUGGCUGGGCCCUCUGCUCCUGGCUUCCCUCGGGGGGACCUCAGCUCCAGCCUCUCUCCUUAGGCGCCUCAGAGAGCACAUUCAGCGUUUUCAGGAGAGCUCUGCCCUGGGCCUGAGUCUGGAUCCGGGGGUGGCGGCCCUCCCUAGAGAGGGGUGGCUGGAGCAGCCCCUGGACCCCUUCAAUGCGUCUGACAGGAGGUCCUUCCUACAGCGGUACUGGAUAAACGACCAGCACUGGGCCAGCCGGGAUGGACCCGUUUUCCUGCAUCUGGGGGGCGAGGGCAGCCUCGAUCCUGGCUCAGUGAUGAGAGGGCAUCCUGCAGCCCUGGCCCCAGCCUUGGGGGCCCUGGUGAUUGGCCUGGAACACAGGUUUUAUGGCCUGAGCAUACCUGCUGGGGGCCUCACCAUGCCCCAACUCCGCUUCCUGUCCAGCCGCCAUGCGCUGGCCGACGUGGUCUCCGCCCGCCUCGCGCUCUCCCGCCGCCACAACGUCUCCUCUUCCAGCCCCUGGGUCUGCUUCGGAGGCUCCUAUGCCGGCUCCCUGGCCGCCUGGGCGCGGCUGAAGUUCCCACAUCUCCUCUUCGCCGCGGUCGCCUCCUCGGCCCCGGUGCGGGCCGUGCUGGAUUUCUCCGCGUACAACAAGGUGGUGUCCAGGAGCCUCACGAACACGGCCAUCGGCGGAUCUCCGGAAUGCCGGGCGGCGGUGUCCACGGCCUUCGCGGAGGUGGAGCGACGGUUGCGCGUGGGAGAUGAGGCCCGUAAAGCCCUGAAGGCUGAGCUGGGUGCCUGCUCGUCCCUGGGCCGCGCGGAGGACCGGGCGGAGCUGCUGGGGGCGCUGCAGGCGCUGGUGGGGGGCGCAGUGCAGUAUAACGGGCAGGCGGGGACGCCGCUAAGCGUGCGGCAGCUCUGUGGACUCCUGCUCGAGGGCAAGCCCUACCGCGGGCUGCGUCGGGCGGUGCAGGUUGUCAUGCAUGGCCUGGGCCAGAGAUGUUUAAGCUUCUCCCAAGCAGAGACAUUGGCACAGCUGAGGGUCACAGAACCCCAAGUGUCUGGUGUGGGUGACCGGCAGUGGUUGUAUCAGACAUGUACUGAGUUCGGCUUCUAUGUCACCUGUGAAGACCCCACAUGUCCUUUCUCCAAACUCCCAGCACUGCCCUCCCAGCUGGAGCUGUGUGAGCAGGUAUUUGGGCUUUCAACCUCAUCCAUAGUCCAGGCUGUGGCUCAGACGAACUCCUACUAUGGUGGCCAGACCCCAGUGGCUACCCAGGUGCUGUUCGUGAAUGGGGAUUCGGACCCCUGGCAUGUGCUGAGUGUAACACAGGUCUUGGGACCCUCUGUGUCAGCCCUUCUCAUCCCCAAUGCCUCUCACUGCUUGGAUAUGGCACCUGAGCGGCCCUCAGACACCCCCAGCCUCCGCCUAGGGCGCCAGAGCAUCUUGCAACAGCUGCAGACCUGGCUCAAGCUGGCAAAGAAGAGCUUGGUUAGGGGUGGGGUCUGA